ACCGCCUCUUCACACAUCUCCACAUCGUCUCCCAGCUAUGGCACGUUGCAAUGGCGCGCGUAGAGAGGGACGGUGAGACCCGCGUAACGUCCGUUAUAUGACGUGAACGCAUUGAUGAGGCUUGCUGCGCCUCCGGCGGCUGAACCCGGUAGGCUGGAUUCGAGGACAGCAGGAACGCGAGCAGGUUCUGCCGACAAGGGCGUUCAGACGUUCUAGAGUGUCGGUGGGAUGAUCAGUCGCCGACAAGGCGACAGCCCUCAGCGCUAAGCCUAAAAUGGCUAUACAACGUCGAAAGACAGGGAUGGCGAAGCUACUACACCUCGAUAAGGUGAUUGAUGCAUGCGGGAAUCUCCCAAUCAUGACUCUUCGCUUAAGAGUUAGCACGCUAGAUCUUGCCCUGUCCUUUUCUCCGCAUUCGCGGCAGCAGUUCCAUGUCUCUCAGUCCAGCUCGAAGCUUGACGGAAUUUUCAGCCUUGAGGUAACUCUGGACGUGCACGUCAGUCGCAGCUCUACGUACGAAAAUUUCCUCAAGUGGCCAAGAUAUUCAAUGGAGCGAAGACCAAAGCGGCGUAUAAAGACGGCGGAUCUUCCUCCGACGGGUAACCGCAGAUGCGUACGGAUCUAUGCGAAAGUGUCAAGAAAAAUGCUCCCGUCGUCUUCCUCGCCUCUUUCCAGAAAGGGUGACAAAGCCCCUCGUUCCAACUUACUAAGCCGCCAGCCCUCGCCUUUCGAAGAACCUCCAGAGUUGUCCGACGUCCCUUGCUAUACUUGCCGACGUCGACAUGUCAAGUGUGACCGCAUACUGCCUACUUGCGCCAAAUGCAGAAAGAAAGGAGUGCCAUGUCUGGGCUAUCAAAAGCCGCUAAGGUACCGAUCCCCCGUGCGAGAAGCAGAAUUAGCCUCUAUGCAUCAAUCGUUUGAGACAUCAUUGACCCGGUAUCUGGCAUGAUAAUUUUUGGCUCGACCAGUUUUUGGUCUGCCUAGCGCUCGUUCUCCUCAACGACGUAGAACUUUUUCUAACCCUUCUUG
This is a messenger RNA of Trematosphaeria pertusa, 1029 nucleotides long. RefSeq lists its product as uncharacterized. Gene Ontology annotation, molecular function: zinc ion binding; DNA-binding transcription factor activity, RNA polymerase II-specific. NCBI's taxonomy places the organism in Eukaryota, Fungi, Ascomycota, Dothideomycetes, Pleosporales, Trematosphaeriaceae. The record is from RefSeq and is a predicted model, not a curated record. Gene Ontology annotation, biological process: regulation of DNA-templated transcription. The coding region runs from base 275 to 949 and encodes 224 amino acids. The transcript is spliced from 4 exons.